Hymenoscyphus albidus is the source of this 296-nucleotide messenger RNA. Lineage: Eukaryota; Fungi; Ascomycota; Leotiomycetes; Helotiales; Helotiaceae. The record is from the annotation of a GenBank genome assembly.
AUGGCUCGAAAUCUAGCGCUUGAGUUCAAACCUAUUCGUGUUAAUUUUGUGAGUCCUGGGCUUGUGGAUACGGAGAUGUGGGAUGCUAUUAUGAGUCCCGAGGUCAAAGGGGGAAUGUUUGAUUAUUUGGCGGGAAAGCAUCCUACAGGAAAGGUUGCAACAGCUGCUGAUAUUGCUGAAGCUUAUAUCUAUUUGAUGAAGGAUAGUAAUAUUUCAGGUCGUAUCAUUUCAACAGACUCGGGAUCUUCACUUGUCUAGGAUUUCGAAAACUUGUCAAGGUUCUUUCGGAGGCUUAA